This is a messenger RNA of Rhododendron vialii, 540 nucleotides long. RefSeq lists its product as uncharacterized. The record is from RefSeq and is a predicted model, not a curated record. NCBI's taxonomy places the organism in Eukaryota, Viridiplantae, Streptophyta, Magnoliopsida, Ericales, Ericaceae. Gene Ontology annotation, molecular function: nucleic acid binding; RNA-DNA hybrid ribonuclease activity. Bases 1 to 540 code for a protein of 179 amino acids. The transcript has a single exon.
AUGGAAGGUUGGUUGUUGCCACCUACGGGGAAGUUCAAACUCAAUGCCAAUGGGGCCUUUAACCUCGGUGCCAAGGCAGGAAUGAUGGGAGCUAGGUCUGAUAAGAGAUUACAAAGGACAAUGGGUCGUGGGUUGUGGGUUUCCACAAGAACAUUCGCUUUGCAAUCCUCCAGUACCAUGGUGGAAUGUUGGGCUAUCCGUGAGGGCCUGAAAUUAGCCUUGGACAGGAAUCUGUUCGGGAUCCUCAUUGAAACAGACUCGCGUGCAUCCACCCAGCUGAUCAUGGAGGAAACGCAGGAUGGUCAUGAACUUGGUAACAUUAUUUUUGAUUGCAGGUCAAUGCUCCGAACGCUUGGGAGCGAGGUGAAACACAUCUUCAGGGAAGCUGAUGUUUGUGCCGAUGUUCUUGCGGGGCUGUCUGCCUGUCUUGCCCAUCAGGAAAAUUUAGUUAUUUUCGAUUGUAUUCCUAACUGCCUCAGGCAGAGCUUGAAUGAUGACUCUAUGGGAAAGAAAUUUCCUAGAACUCAGUUCAUCAGUUAA